GUCACGUCCGAUUCUUCCUCCUUUCUCCGAGCUUCUAUCGGCUGUGCGAGCAGCGUGAUUAUACACUCCCAGAUGAAGGAGUCCAUAAUGAACCAGGAGAAGCUCGCCAAAUUGCAGGCGCAAGUCCGCAUAGGUGGUAAGGGCUCAGCCCGCAGAAAGAAGAAGGUGGUGCACAGAACAGCGACAGCAGAUGAUAAGAAACUGCAGUUCUCCCUUAAGAAGCUGGGAGUCAACAACAUCUCGGGCAUUGAGGAGGUGAAUAUGUUCACAAACCAGGGUACAGUGAUCCACUUCAACAACCCAAAGGUGCAGGCGUCCCUGGCUGCCAACACCUUCACCAUCACUGGCCACGCUGAGAACAAACCGCUCACAGAGAUGCUCCCGGGUAUCCUAAACCAGCUCGGAGCGGACAGUCUGACCAGCCUAAGGAGAUUAGCGGAGACACUGCCCAAGCCAAGCGGGGACAGCAAAGUCCCCAUGGUUGCUGCAGAAGAGGACGAUGAUGAAGUUCCUGAUCUUGUCGAGAACUUUGACGAGGCUUCAAAGAACGAGGCGAACUAAACAGACCCCAACAAACACUUUGUCGGCUCUUAACUCGCCUCAUUUUGUAUUUGCCCAUCUCAACUGCACGUCAAGUUGAUUUGGGAUACAAACAAGUAAAAGUUGCUACAUGGCUCUGCGUUUCCACAGUAUUCUAUUUCCACUGAGGUGAAUGUGUAAACCUUGUGUUGUUCUCAGUGCUGCCACUCCUGCUUUACAAUACCAGCACACUCAAAAUGUUCUUGUAGAACUAAUCACGUAAUAAAUAUUACAUUUCAACCCAUUCA
Dunckerocampus dactyliophorus (ringed pipefish) is the source of this 827-nucleotide messenger RNA. Its product is annotated as transcription factor BTF3-like. Lineage: Eukaryota; Metazoa; Chordata; Actinopteri; Syngnathiformes; Syngnathidae. The record is from RefSeq and is a predicted model, not a curated record. The transcript is spliced from 6 exons. Gene Ontology annotation, cellular component: cytosol; nascent polypeptide-associated complex. Bases 73 to 561 code for a protein of 162 amino acids.